Messenger RNA from Cylas formicarius (sweet potato weevil), 1158 nucleotides. RefSeq lists its product as uncharacterized. The transcript has a single exon. Gene Ontology annotation, molecular function: DNA binding. The record is from RefSeq and is a predicted model, not a curated record. Lineage: Eukaryota; Metazoa; Arthropoda; Insecta; Coleoptera; Brentidae. Bases 1 to 1158 code for a protein of 385 amino acids. Gene Ontology annotation, cellular component: nucleus.
AUGGGGUUUAAUCGUUUCCAGGUCAAUCAGUUUUACGACAACUUGCAGAGUCUUCAAGACCAGUAUAAGUUUAAGCCUACUAGGAUUUAUAAUAUGGAUGAAAGUGGUAUUAAUACUGUGCCAAAGAAGAUUUCAAUCAAAGGUAAAAAGUUAGUAGGAAAAAUAGUUUCAGCUGAGAGAGGACGAACCAUUACUUUAGUUUGUGCCAUGAGUGCUACGGAAAGUUAUGUUCCGCCGGCUUUUAUUUUUCCUCGUAAAAGAAUGAAGGGUUAUUUACUAAAUAAUGCACCUCCAGGAAGUAUUGGAAUGGUUUCUGAUUCUCGAUUUGUAAAUACCAAUAUGUUCUUAGAAUAUCUUCAUUACUUUAAAGACAACGUGCAACCCACUAAAGAGAAUCCAGUGUUAUUGAUAUUAGAUAACCACAGUAGUCAUCUUUCUUUAGCUGCCGUCAACUUUUGUCGUGAAAAUGGUAUUCAUUUACUUACUCUUCCACCACACAGUAGCCACAAAAUGCAACCUCUAGAUCGUGGAUUUUUGGGACCAUUGAAAACGAAAUUUGCUUACGAGUGUGACAAAUGGUUAAGUAGUAACCCAGGACGGGUCAUUGGGCAGACAGAAGUGGCUCAACUAGUUAAUGAAGCUUUAAAAAAAGUCGCAACUGUUAAUAAUGCUACUUCAGGUUUUAGAACUUCUGGGAUAUGGCCUAUCGAUAGAGAAAUUUUUUCAGAAGAAGAUUUCGCAGCAGCUUCUGUUACUGACAUAAACCUUCCAUGUACAUCAUCUGAGAAAAGUAGCUCACAGAAUAUCACAGCUACUAGAUCUACUGCAUUUUCUACAUCAGAGUCUUUGCCAAGUACUUCUAAUGCUUUAACUGUAUCAGAACUUCAACCGAGUACGUCUUCAACAUUGUAUCCACUACCAACUUCAUCACACGUGAGCACUGUAACAGAUUUAGCUUUAGUUGUAGUGACUCCAUCAUCAGGUUCUCAACCAGCUGCAGAUACAUGUUCUAAUUUAUAUACACCUUUGUCAUCAAUCCAACCGUUUCCGAAAGCGAAAGAACAAACAAGACGUAGAAAAGGUAAAAAAUCUAUUGUCGCUACUGAUAGCCCUUUGAAAUUAGAAUUGGAAAAAAAAGUCAGGAAGAAGAAAAAAUAG